This is a messenger RNA of Musa acuminata AAA Group (dessert banana), 1273 nucleotides long. RefSeq names its product pathogen-associated molecular patterns-induced protein A70-like. The coding region runs from base 100 to 762 and encodes 220 amino acids. The record is from RefSeq and is a predicted model, not a curated record. Lineage: Eukaryota; Viridiplantae; Streptophyta; Magnoliopsida; Zingiberales; Musaceae. The transcript has a single exon.
UGCUCUCCCCUUCUCUCUGCCCUCUCCUCUUUUCCGCUCCGAACCAUACCCGAAAGAAGAAGAAGAAGAAGAAGAGAGAGGAGGAAAAGGAGCAACAGAAUGCUGGAAGAAUCCAUCCUAUCAAUCUUGGCCUCCGUGUACGGAUGGUUCACGCCGGCCGUCCUCUUCGUUCUCCUCAACCUAGUCAUCGGAACGAUCGCCGUCGCCUCCAAGUCAUCCGGCACCGGCCACCACCAUCAGUCCGGACCCGAUGUAGACGACGGUGGCCAAGCCUACCCCGGCCGCUUUCUCCCCUACUCCCUCUCCCGAUCUCCCUCCGUCGUCCUUGAUUGCCUCCGCUCCUUCAACCUCCACCGCUACCGCUCUGGCGACAUCCCUCCUCCCUUGGAGCCCGCGCCCACCACCCGAGCUGAGGUCCUGUACGAGACUCCGAACCCGGUGGCUGAGGCGGAGGACGAGCACCAGCAGCAGCAGUAUUUCGGUCGGAGUCAGUCGGACGCGCAACCGACGGCGGGGGAGAUGCCGCCGAAGCUGCCGGUGCGGAUAAAGAAGUCGGCCAGCGAGAAGUCGGCUUUCGCGCACUUCGAGGAGGCGGAGGUCGAGGCGGCGGGGAGGGACGCAGUGGAGGCGGAAGGCAGUGGCGGCGGGGAUGAGGUGGACGCACGGGCGGACGACUUCAUCAACCGGUUCCGGCAGCAGCUGAGACUGCAGCGCUUGGAGUCCAUCGCGAGAUACAAGGAGAUGCUUACCCGCGGAUCUUAGCAAAACAAUUAGUCAUGCGCCGACGACCGCUGACUUCAAAAUCUCAAUCAGAAAUAGCAGAUAUUUGGAACAGCUGUACCACCUGUGGUUGGGCGCGAUAUUAUUUGUAGACUUUGGACGGUUGUGAUAGAGAGUUGCGCUAUUCUUUUUCUUUUUCAAAUCACAAAGCACUCUCUCUGUGUGCUUUGUCCUUUUUGUUUUGUUAGUAUUAUUUUACCUUUGCGUCUUUGGAAGUUGUGGUUUCUGUUGUCGGUUGCCGUGAGUGCUCUCCAGUCGAGAUGCGAUUUAAAAAUAGCCAGGGAGCAGUGUUUGCAGUCGAGAGAGAAGCUACAUGGUCAAAACAACGGAUCCAUCCAUCCAUCCAUAUUGGCAUGACAAUCUUGUCCCGAGCUUGAUUGUAAAUUAAUUUGCUACUGAACUUAAAAGUGUCAUGACUCGUAGAUUUAGAAUAUAUAUAUAUAUAUAUAUAUAUAUAGUUGAACGGAGGCUAAUGGAUGGUCGAUUAUUUGUA